AUGCAGUGGAGCCAUCAGUCCGAAGAGAGGCAUGAAAAUUUGAAACCUUAUGAACUCCUGCUUAUCAUUACGCCUGACCAUGAUGAAAACGAGGCAGAGGCUCUUACUGAUCAGGUAAAGGGCAUCAUUGAAAAUAGCGGGACUCUCCUGAAACUUGAUCCUUGGGGAAAAAAACGACUCUCAUAUCCGAUCCGGAAACGAAGCGAAGGCUAUUACGUUCUCUACAUUUUUGAGAGUGCACCGAGUUUUGUCGCGGAAUUAAACCAGUCCUUACACGUCAUUGAAGCGAUUCUGCGCUACAUGAUUGUACAAUACGAAGACGAUAUAGAUAAAUUGAAAGCCGAACUUGCCGCCGAGGCGGAUCAGUCAACAUCCGAAGUGGAACAACCGACACCUGAAGUAGAGGAAUCAACGUCUGAUGAUGAUGCGGAAGCGGAAGCAGAAGUAGAAGAGGCAACAGAUGGUGAUACAGAAGCGGAAGCAGAAGCAGAAGAGGCAACAGAUAAUGCUGAAGAUACAGCAGAGUCUGCCUGA
Geodia barretti is the source of this 534-nucleotide messenger RNA. The record is from the annotation of a GenBank genome assembly. NCBI's taxonomy places the organism in Eukaryota, Metazoa, Porifera, Demospongiae, Tetractinellida, Geodiidae.